Ctenopharyngodon idella (grass carp) is the source of this 3012-nucleotide messenger RNA. Its product is annotated as T-cell surface antigen CD2. The record is from RefSeq and is a predicted model, not a curated record. NCBI's taxonomy places the organism in Eukaryota, Metazoa, Chordata, Actinopteri, Cypriniformes, Xenocyprididae. The transcript has 5 exons. The coding region runs from base 201 to 1250 and encodes 349 amino acids.
ACCUGCUUUACAGCAGCACAUUAGAUGACAUUCUUCCACACCUGUGAAGCACCGUGUCAAUUUUUUGCACAACUGACAUCUUCAGUUCAUGAUUCUGUCUGCAUAACCGCCAACUCUCUGAUCACAAACAGGAAAUUCUUUCUGUUUCCUCCAGUUGAUUGUAAAAAGGUUCUGGAACAUUUGCCGUGUUCAGAAGCGCAAUGAGCUGCCAACACAAUCUGUUAUUUUUACUCCUCUGUGGCUUCGCUGCACUCUCUGUCUCAACAGAGGAAUGUAAAAAAGAUCUACAAGAGGGAACAUCCUGCUUCAUUAAGCUACCAGAAAAAUACAAUGACAAAUCUAAGGACAUAAAAUGGACCCAUGUCUCCAGUGACGCCGUAAUUGAGAGGAAAAAUAACAAGAUAAAAAAGUCAAACGCUGAAGGUUUAACAAUGGAUGAAGAUGGAUCGUUAAGAUUUGAAAGUGUUAGUCUGAAUUACAUGGGCAAAUAUUUAUACACUGUUACUAGUUCUGAUGGUACAGAGGUUGGUAAAGAUGAAGUGGAAAUUAAAGUAUAUGCAAAGGCCCCUAAACCUGUUGUGAAGAUUAGCUGCACCGCUGCUGGGAAUGCUACUCUCACCUGUGACAUGGGAAACAGUAAAGAUCUGACUGUAUCCUGGUAUAAAGAAGGCAACUACUUCCAGAAUGAUAAAAAAUCUCAAGUGUUCUUGUCAUCUGCACAAGUACUAGAGAAUAAACUGUACUCAUGCAUGGCAAGCAAUCCUGUCAGCAAGGAAACAAGUGAUAGUAUUACAGUAUCAUGUAAAGGCCCAGGUCUUACUAAACUCUUUGGCUUUGAUUUCUGGCUCAUGGUGGGCAUCCUAGCCGGCGGAGCAGCCCUUCUACUGCUGCUAAUUUGUGUUCUCGUCAUCUGCGCAUGUCGAAGCUGUCAUCAACGCACGAAGCGUCAACAAGAUGAAGAAGAGUUAAGGCUAGCAGAUCUUACCCCAGGACAUACCAGUACAAACAGAUCCAAACAGACCGCUAGGGGGCAACCGGCACCCCCCAUCCCGCAAGAAGACCCCAUGCCCUGCAACCCAUCUCCGGAAACCCCGCCUCGAACCCAGAAUCAACCCAAAGCCCAGAUCCGUGCUCGACCCCCACCACCGCCUCAGGACGACGAUGAGGAAGACCCGCCUCCCUUACCUCGCCCGAGGAACAAACAGCACCGAACCAAGAGAAAUCAAGAGCCGUACCGACCAAUGGAAUGAGAUGCUUGAAUGUUCACUGAAGGAUAGUAAUAUGGGACUUUCUUAGAGUGAUUUUCAUUGACUUAAAGCCAUAUUUUGAUGGUAAGGGUGUCACUAAAGAAAUAGUUUUCUAAAAAUGACAAUUCGGUCAUAUACUCACCCUCAUGAUGUUUCAAACUAUUAGCUAUUAUUACUAAACUAUUAUUUCCUUUUUUUCAUCUUAGGCAGAAUGUCCAAGCUGUUCUUGUCCAUAUACAAGGAAAGUAGAUGGUGAUUUAUAAGCUUACCAUAAAAAAAAAAAAAAAAACGUCCUUACGAAUUGUGCGCUAUACUAAGUCUUCUGAAGUCAAUUUAUGUCAUGAUUUACAAUGCAAAAUAUUGACCUUUUUUGUUAGAGAUUAACAAAAUUGAAUCUUCCAAACAAUGUUUUUUGUCUUACCCUAAAUCAUUAUAAAUAUAUAUUUUUUUCUCUUUAUUUAGAUUAAAACUAAAAAAUCCGUAAUAUAAUUAUUUAUUAAUUAGCCUACAAUAAUUAUUUACAUUUUAGAGUUUUUGGGAUUUCACAGAAACUGCAUACUUUCAUCAUUCGUCUGUGUGUGUUUACGUCAUAUCCGUAAAUAAAGGAAAGAAUGUUUAUUAUAUAUACUAACCAAAAAGAGUUUGCAAGCAAAAAGAGAAAGUGACAGUACCAGUAAUAAAACACGAAUCAACAUAGUUUGCAUAGCAUCCCAUUUGCUGUGCACUGACUAAGUUCACAAAACAAUGUUUAUGCUGAUAACUGUAAUACAUUACAAUGCCAAUCUCUUAACCAGUAAUUUCUUUGGUCUAUUUGACUAUAAAUAGUCUUGCCAAGUUGUAGCUUCCACCAUUAUCUGAUAUGAAUAGCAUUUUUGUUGCCAAACGUUUGUAACGUUAUUUUAAAACAAUUGAUUUUAAUAGGUCAAAACAACAAUGGGAUAUAAGCUAUUUACCAGCUGGUUACAUGGUUUUUUGGGAAUUUCUGUCUUCCUUGCGUUACUUGGGAGAGUUAGUGACAUUUGCACUGAAAAGGGGAUCAUCUGUAGACAACAUGGCCACAGCAUGCGCCUCAAGCCAUCAGAUUCAUCCGCGCUGCGGAGCCGAAGCACAACUCACGUAAUGACCAAAACAAUGUUCCUCCGCAAGUAGUUUUAUAGUUCAACCACUAGAGGGCCAAAAGUUACAGCUUAGCUUUAAUAUAAUAGAAUAUCACUUGUUUACGAAUAUAAAAUAAUGUUUGAGAGCUUUAGAGAGUGGCAGACAAAAUUAUAAAUGAAAAACAACUUCAAAUUUUAUCUUGUUUGUAAGGUGAGCGUGAGUAAAUGAUGGCAGAAUUUUUAUUUUUAUAUGAAUUAUUCCUUUCAAGGUAAUUUCUCCCAUGUUCUUAUUCGUCGCUUUAAAAGUCUAAUACAAAAGAGGUCUUGAACAUUAUACUAACUACUGUUACUGUGGAUGCAUCAUGUUUAUAUUUAUUAUCUAGACAGUUGGUUAUGUGAUCUCAACAUGGCAGCUGUUUUGAGAGGGAACCAUACUUAGGUACAAUUAACAAGAUUUUUUCAGCUAAUCUUCAUAUCAUUCUUUAGGGGUAAAACUUACUUAGUGCAAAACAAAAGUGUAUAGUUUGUCUAUGAGCUGGUUGGUGCAUGAUGUGUGAUAAAACUGCAUUUUAUAUAGUAAUUAUUGUAUUUUGUGUGUGUGUGGUUUUUUUUUUCCUUUUUUUUUGUGAGACCAUAAAAGAGGAAAAUAAAUGCAUUUAUAUAUUUAA